AUGGCUGGAGCGAGUGCCAAAAAUGCGGCUCUGGCGUGGGCGGAGAAGAGAAAAGCGCAGGUUGAGGCGGCCAAUCUUAAGAAGGCGCAGAAAGAGAUGGGCGAAGUGACCUCGGAUCACACCUUCAAACCCAAGCUGAGGAGUACGGCAAAGGGUACCAAUGUCCAUUUCCCCCUAAAACGACGACCAAAACGCGCCUAUCGCGCUCUCCUGGGGCUCGGCGACAACAUGUCCAAGAGUUUGAAGAAGCAGAUGCAAAAGGCGACGGUGAAACACACCGACAUGGCGAAUGAGAUGAGGACAGAAGUGGUUGACAUCAUUGCAGGCUCCAUCGACAAGUUCACGCACGCAACACAGGGAGUCAACUUUGAAGGUGCCACUAGAGCCAUCAAGGAUGCAUUGGACAAGAGCUACGGCUUCAAUUGGCACUGUGCCAUGGGCAAGGGGUUCUGCUUUGAUGUGACCGCACAGAAUGGCACGCUGAUGCAUUGUUACUACCAGGGGGAGCUCGCCAUCUUGGUCUACAAAUGUUAGAGGCCAGAGAAAUUCCGUCGCCUGAGUCGCCAGAGGGGGGGAACUGUUAGCGAGCUGCUGGUGUGUCGAAUGCAGCUGGUGCUGAAAUCCUUCUCUGCUGAAAUAUCA
Molecule: messenger RNA, 642 nt
Organism: Cladocopium goreaui
Lineage: Eukaryota; Dinophyceae; Suessiales; Symbiodiniaceae
Source: the annotation of a GenBank genome assembly